This is a messenger RNA of Cadophora gregata, 1315 nucleotides long. It is a transcript of the gene CYP10, whose product is annotated as Peptidyl-prolyl cis-trans isomerase cyp10. Gene Ontology annotation, biological process: protein peptidyl-prolyl isomerization; protein folding. NCBI's taxonomy places the organism in Eukaryota, Fungi, Ascomycota, Leotiomycetes, Helotiales, Ploettnerulaceae. The transcript has 2 exons. Gene Ontology annotation, cellular component: catalytic step 2 spliceosome. The coding region runs from base 187 to 675 and encodes 162 amino acids. The record is from RefSeq and is a predicted model, not a curated record. Gene Ontology annotation, molecular function: peptidyl-prolyl cis-trans isomerase activity.
CAGCCAGCUGCCAAAGCAGGGAUUCGCUUCCUUGAUGGCUGUUUCUCGGCACAACUUAGCGCUGCGACUGCCAGCGAGGCCGGGCCACGGGCUGCUCUGUGUUUACACCCGCGAUCCUUCAGCCCUACGGCGUUCCAUUCCUUUGAGAAGCAAUGCCAAAUUCGAGUAUCGCGCGUACUGUCGACAAUGUCUGUCACUCUGCACACAAACCUCGGUGAUAUCAAGGUCGAAGUCUUCUGCGAAAGCGUGCCAAAGACUGCAGAGAACUUUCUUGCUUUAUGCGCCUCGGGCUACUACGAUGGCUCUGCCUUUCACCGACUCAUUCCAAACUUCAUGAUCCAGACCGGAGCUCCUCCCUCACUACCUAAAGGAGGUGUAUCAAUAUGGGAAGAGCCAUUCGAAGACGAGAUUCGACCGACUCUACGGCACAAUGCGCGAGGAAUAGUCAGCAUGGCGAACAAAGGACCUGCAACGAAUGGCAGCCAAUUCUUCUUCUGCUUUAACAAAGCCCCGCAUUUAGAUGGAAAGAAUACCGUGUUUGGGCAUGUUCUGGGAGAUGAUAGUCUGGCGACAUUGGCAAAGAUGGAGAAGGUUGAGGUGGACAAGAAAAAUCGACCCAAAGAGCUGAUCAAGAUCGAGAGCAUUACGAUGCAUGCGAAUCCAUUGGCCGAUUGAAAGGUGGACGGGCCAUUGCAAUCAAGGUUAAGGGGGUAAGCCAGCAAGGGCGUAUGCUUCCAUGAGAACAGAAUGAGUUCAUGGUAAGGAGACUCCCGAUCAAGCAGUUGGGCAAGGGCCGCCAGACUGGCGGACGACCCAUGGCUGCUCCACCGGAGUCCAAGAUCAUUUGUAGGAUACAUGAUAUACCAGUGGGGACGCGCCGACUCCAAGAGCAAAAUUCCAAAAGGCAUUUCCAGCGGUCUAGCCUGUGAGCGUGUAUAUAUGAAGACUUUGCCGUGGCAAAUGAUAUGAGGAUGAGUAGACGAGGAUAUCAAUUCCGCAAGGGGUAAACUCCUGCGGUCUUUGGCAUUUGAUUUUUGUAAUGUAUCGGCUUUCUGUCCGUUUGUCGUCUUCAUAUUUUCUUUGGCUCUGUGGAGAUGUGUUUGAAGCCGUUUAUUAUCUAUACAAUAAGCAAAACAUUAAUACGGCCUACACUUCAACCAUCUCAUCAUCCUCCUCCUCCACCACUUGUACUUCCCCCUCCCCUCGUCCACCAACGGAAAUGACAUACGGAUGUGGAUUUUGAGAGUCGUUGGAGAGACAAAACAAACGCUGACGCGAACCCAAUAACAUAAACAAAUCGAGACUUCUACAUGGG